Fusarium oxysporum Fo47 is the source of this 2108-nucleotide messenger RNA. RefSeq lists its product as uncharacterized. Bases 433 to 2004 code for a protein of 523 amino acids. NCBI's taxonomy places the organism in Eukaryota, Fungi, Ascomycota, Sordariomycetes, Hypocreales, Nectriaceae. The record is from RefSeq and is a predicted model, not a curated record. The transcript has a single exon.
CAUCGGUACCUCCGAGCCGCCAUAGGUAAGAAGAGGCGCAUGCUAGAGGUAACUAGACUAUCUAACAAGGUUUGCAUUUCUCUUUACCACGAGAAACUCUAUUCCGUCUUCCAAGUUCAGUUCAGUUCAGUUCCGCUCUGUUCCCCAGAGCUCUAUACCCACUGAAGAUAUCCUCCGAGGGGGGGCUUGUCUUGAAAGACCCAAGACCCCUCCCGUCUAUCACUCACUUACAUUCCAGUCAAACAGCCUGACACCACUCAGCUCUGUCAAAAAAGGGGACCCCAAAGACAUUUCCUUAUAACGGAGGCUGGGGCUGGGAUAUCCAUUCUGCUGAAAUCAGGUUUUCUGGGAAAUUCUCUUUCCUGACCUGUGAGACAUCGUGCUCCGAGUCAGGCUACUCUACUCUUCUUCCCCAAGCCCAACCACUUCACGAUGCCUUCUUGGACUUCCAGCAACGACGAUAAGAUGAGCAGCUGGCGGGACCAGCUCUCGCCCCGGAACCUGAGUUUUCGGGGCUUUAGAAGAGCUUCCGAGUCUGUGGCAAAAACAACCUCCUCAACCAGUAAAGAUUUCACCAUGUUGCACUAUCCGGACCGACCUGCGAGGAGGAUCACUGAGGCCGAUAUUCCCAGCGACGAAGAGUGUAAAAAGUCUCUUAUUAAUAUGAGAAAAGCUUCUUUCGUGGAGCAAAUACAUCGACGACAUGAAAUUCAACAUCAGAAACAAUUAUCUCCUGUGCGAGAACCGACGCAAGAAGAGCUUCCAGCAUUGAGACCGCCUCAACAUGAGUUACCUCGAAUAGUACAGCCACAACCGCAACCACCAACAGAACAACCUCGGGCAAUUCAACCACAGAUUAAGCAGCCUCGAGCACAGCAGCCGUUGCGAUUAACUUUUGGACCGUUUAAUGGACAGUUCCGAUCUGCCUUUGGACCACUUACACCCGCUGAAGAGGAGCCAUGUCCGUUAGAAAAGGUCGACACCAUUGGGUCUACAGCAACAGCAACACCACAAGAUUCACUGCAAGUUCCCGAACCUUCUGUGGACAUUCGAAAAAGCCUCUUAGUUGUUGAUGAUUUAAAGAUUGCAAGAGAACCUUCGCCUUCUGCGGUCAUCAGCGAAGCCAAGACCAUCAAACUCGAACGAGUAGACAACCACGCUACACCUGGCGUCUCACCAAUCUCAUCACCACGACCAAGCGAUGCUUCGGCUUCAGGAUGGCCCAGACGAAAACAAUCAGUUCAAAUGGUCGCUAUUCGUCGAUCAUCGCAAGAUUCUCAGAAGCGCAAGCAGUCUGCUCAUACAGUCGUUGUGCGACGGCCUUCCAAGCCAACGGCAGAUGCCCUUAACUCCCAUCCCGUUCACGCACCUUCUACACAAGUCCAUGUUCGACAAGACAGUGUUUCGGACCCAAUGUGUCGGGUGUGUCAUAAUGGAAUCGCUGAGACGUCUGGGACUUGUUCAAGCUGUGAGAAUGACGCCAUCACAGCCACGCCGGUCGAAAUCAGUCCCAACUUCUCUCGACUUCAUCACAAGCCAACUAUCAAGAAGUACAACCGUCCACCUCCUCUGAUUCCUCAGUCUCUCGACGGUAUCGCCAAGCUUCAUCGCCCCUCCGCUUCUCUCACCUCUGAUCCCGAAGCGAAUUCGCUGUCACCGCCGGCUUCGCCAACAUCGCAUUGCAGCAGUCCAGCUGAGACCGUCAAGACAGUGGCGACGGGUCCUUCAGUUCCUCCGACCCCAAUGUCAGCCCUCUCGACGCCUGAAGUGUUCAAGCGCUUCCAGGAAGAGGUUGAAUCAAGGGCCAAGGCAGAUGAUAGUCCCGCAUUCGAUGAUCCAUGGAUGAUCAAAUCCAUGACUCCUGAGGCUGAUGUCUAUGAAGAAGACUGGGCGGAUUAUUACUUUGAUGAGCAAAACUUCAACGACGACAAAGUCACUAAUGGACCGGCGCCUGGUGCGAAUUUUGUUCCGAGUCCUGUCAAUCCAGGUCCCGGGUGGAUAUAGAGCCUUAUAAGAGAUUGCGUGUAAAAGAUUGUAUCAUGUAUGUAUUCAAAAUGCCAGGUAGCGGGUUUGUUUUUCUAUAUCCUGGUCAAAUAGCGACAAGCGUU